AUGAAGCUCAGUGGCAUAAUCGUAAAUAUUUUGAAGUGGGAUUUUUGGUUAAAAGACGGAAUUGCCCCCGUCUCUCACACACUCUCUCUCUCCCGCGCGUCGCUCUCUCUCUCCUCUGGUUCGCGACAGCCACCGUGGCCGACCACGUUUUGGCCGGCCGUUCGCUCGUCCGGCCACCAAAGUCGACGGGGCCGGUACCAAAAUGACCGGGCCGCCGUCCUCUUCCUACCCCAGCCAGGUCUCGCCGUCAGCCGUCGAGAUUUCGCCGGAAAAUCGAAGAGAAAAGCUCGGUUUCGCCCGAAACUUCGCCGGCUUCGUUCUCCGUCGUCCGGCCGCCAUUUUUGGCGAUCAAGGUAUGGAAAUUCAUCCCUUCUGCAUGAUCUAGCUGAUGGUUGGGUAGGAUUGUAUUGA
Messenger RNA from Prunus armeniaca (apricot), 411 nucleotides. NCBI's taxonomy places the organism in Eukaryota, Viridiplantae, Streptophyta, Magnoliopsida, Rosales, Rosaceae. The record is from the annotation of a GenBank genome assembly.